Messenger RNA from Ziziphus jujuba (common jujube), 5296 nucleotides. RefSeq names its product disease resistance protein At4g27190. Lineage: Eukaryota; Viridiplantae; Streptophyta; Magnoliopsida; Rosales; Rhamnaceae. Bases 186 to 5087 code for a protein of 1633 amino acids. The transcript is spliced from 8 exons. The record is from RefSeq and is a predicted model, not a curated record. Gene Ontology annotation, molecular function: ADP binding; ATP hydrolysis activity; protein binding.
UGACCAUCGUUUGUUUUGAUUUUUCUGUUCUUCCCGUUUGUAAUUUCUCACAAAACCCAGCAUUUAUUUCGCCCAAAAGAGGAAAACAGAUAAGAAGAAGAAAGGACUUCAACGUACACUUCUCUUGAAGCUCCACACAAUUGGCAUCACGAAAGAUAUUACCUAUAUAUAAUAUAUAGGCAAGCAUGGAGUGUCUCAUUGGAUGUGGUACUUGGAUUGCUGGAAAAAUAGCAGAGUGUACAGUUGCACAGAUUGGCAGUCAUCUGGGUUAUAUCUACCACUACAGACGCAAUGUACGCGCCUUGGAAACUGAAAACAAUGAAGUGAACGAUAAGAAGAAGAUACUGGAGGAUUUGGCUGAUGAAGCUAAAAGACGCGGAGAAAAUAUACAAGAUGAUAUUGAAGACUGCCUAACCAAAGUGGUUGAGAUCACCCAAGAUGCACAAAAUCUUAUAGACGACACAAACAUCAAGUGUGGUUUGAGGGGGUGUUUUUCUUAUUUGGUGGCACGCUAUCGAUUCAGCAAGAGAGCAAAAGAGAUUAGGGAGUCUGUUGUUGAAAUCAAGGGCAAGAUCAGGUUUGAUAACAUUUCUUUCCGUCCUAAACUCAAAAAUAUUUUUGAAAAUAAAGAUUACCUAAACUCUGCCACAAGAGAGAAAUUUGUGGAUGGAAUUAGAAAGGCGCUGGAAGACAGUAAUAUCAGAAUGAUUGGCAUUCAUGGCAUGCCUGGUGCGGGUAAAACCACGCUGGCCAAAGAAAUUGCCAGAAAGGCCUUAUCAAAUGAUUGGAAUUUAUUCGAUGAUGCUGUUAUUGUUACAGUAUCAGAAACUCCAAUUUUUGAAACAAUCCAACAACAAAUUGCAGAUAGGCUGGGUCUAAAAUUCGAUGGGGAGAUGAUAUCUGAAAGAGCUCUUCGUCUCCGAAAUCGAAUGAAGAAUGAAAAAGGGUUCCUCAUAAUUUUAGAUGACAUUUGGAAUGAUAAGCUGAAGCUUGAGGAUGUUGGAAUAGUUUUUGAAAGUGAUCAGAAGGGGUGUAAGAUAUUAAUGACCUCUAGAUUUGAGACAGUAUUGGGUAAUGAUAUGGGUGUUGAUAAGAAUUUCAAAGUUGAUAUUCUUUCAGAAGAUGAAGCAAGAAAUUGGUUCGGGAGCAUAGUGGGCGAUCAGAUUGUUACAUCUCCUGCAUUCCAAAAAUAUGGAAAUAAGAUUGUUCAAAAAUGUGGGCGCCUACCGCUUUGCAUUGUAACGGCUGCACAUUCAUUGAAAAAUUGUGAUAAGUUGCCUUUGUGGAAAAUUGCCUGGAGACGACUAAAGAGGUCUAAACAUGAUGAAGUUGUGCACACUGCUAUCAAACUAUGUUACGAUAAGUUACGGAGUGAUGAAGCAAAGCAGUUACUUAUGCUCUGUUCUCUGCAUGAAGAGGAUGCAAACAUAAAAAUGGAGAAUUUAAUGAGAUAUUGUAAGGGCCAAAUCAACAUGUUUGAAGAUGCCCAAUCAUUGCAAGAGGCAAGAGAUGUAGUUUACUGUUUGGUUGAGGAACUCAAAGAUUGCUGUUUGUUGUUGGAUGGUGAUGAUUCUGAUGAUGGUGAUGAUUCUGAUACAGUUAAAAUGCAUGACGUAGUUCGUGACGUUGCCAUAUCAAUUGCGAAAGAAAGUCGUGGCAUGCAUUGUUUUGGAGACGGUAGUGAGGUAGAAAAAUUUCUCGAGAAGAGGAGAUUUGAGGACUUGGAAGCACUUUCACUGCCUAAUGGUUAUCUGGAUGAGUUAGUUUUUGAAAGGUCGAAAUAUACACAGCUUCAGCUAAUGAUUUGUAUGUGGAAGGAAUCUUCUUUGAAAAUAAUCCCACGUGAUUUUUUUGAGAGGACAGAAGGGCUUAGGGGGUUAGUCUUCUCCAGGAAUGAAUUGGUUGCUUCACAUUUAUCACCCCUGCAAAAUCUUCGUAGCUUGUGUUUACGUGAUUCUGAUGUGGAAGACAUAGCUGAAAUUGGAAAACUCAAGAAGCUAGAAAUUCUUGACCUUUCUGGAUCUAAUAUCAAGAAAUUGCCAAGUGAGAUAGGACAACUUACUCGUCUGCGCAUGUUAGAUUUGAAUUAUUGUGAAGAUCUUCAAGUGAUUGAACCUAAUGUCAUACCGCAUUUGAAUCGUUUAGAAGAGUUGUAUGUGGAUGAGUUUGGGAACUGGCAUAGAGUUGAUCAAGUAGACAAUAAUGGGAAGAGAAGUAAUGCAGGUCUUGAUGAGCUAAAUCAUUUGGAUCAUCUGACUGCUUUACAUUUAUUUGUAGGUGACGUCAACAUGCUACCCAAAGACUUACUUAGUCAGCAAUUGAAGCAAUAUAAAAUUAAAAUUACAUUUAUGGGUCGGAGCAGACUUGCACGAAUCGAGGGUGUCUCAAGACAGUUGCAAAUCAAGCAUACCGAAAGCAGUCUAUUGCGCGAGCAUGGGCUUGAAAUGUUAAUGAAAAGGUCUGAAGAGUUGUUGUUAGAGGGAUUAAAUGGUGUGAAUGAUAUUUUGAACGAGUUAGAUACAGAGGGCUUUCCAGAAUUAAGGAGUUUGGAAUUGACAAGUAACAAUACGAUUCAGCACUUGGUUAAUUCGAUGGGGCAAAUUCAUCUUUGUAUUGUAUUUGGUAGAUUAGAGGCAUUGUUCCUAGAAGAUUUGAGCAAUCUCCAGCAGAUAUGUCAUGGGGAAGUUACAGUAGAGUUAUUCAAAAUGUUGAGAGCCGUAACGGUGAGCAAAUGUAACAGACUGAAGAAGUUGUUGCCGCUCUUCAAUGCUAGACAGAUUGAGGAAAUUCGAAUAAGUGAUUGCAAUGAGCUGGAGGAGAUAUUUACUCAUGAACUACAAGACCACGUCCAAUCGGGUCUUCAAUUGCGCACCUUGGAGUUGGAAAAUUUAUCAAAGCUUAGAGAAUUUUGCUCCGAAAUAUUAUUGAAGAAGACUGGUUCAUCUCAAAAACAAAAGGAACCAUUUGUUGGACAUUCCAUCACGCCUCCUCUGUUCAAUGGGAAGUUUCUUUGUUUCCCGAAAUUGGAGAAGUUCGUGUUGCGUGGAUGUCAUGUCAAGAAAAUAUGGGAUGAUCAGUUUCUAGCAAGCUCUACUUCGUUCUGUUGCUUAAAAAAAUUGGUGGUAGCCAACUGCAAAUUUUUGAAAUGUGUAGUUUCAUCUUCUAUGGCUGCCAACUUUAAACAGCUCUCAGAUCUUGAGGUAAAAGGUUGUGAGGCCAUGGAAAUAAUAGUGAGCAGGGAUGAGGGGACGGAUAAGAUGUCAUUUCCUCAACUAAGGUUUUUAUGGCUAGAGGAUCUUCCAAGACUGUCCAAAUUCUCCUCCGGAAUUUUCAGUGAGUUUCCAAUGUUAAGUGAUCUUGAUAUCCGGGAAUGCCCUGAAUUGAAGAGUUUUAUUUCUGAGUCAUCCGAAGAGAACUCAAACACCACCGUGCCAUCUCUUUUCAACAAAAAUUUUAUUUGUUUCCCGAAAUUGGAGAACUUGGAGUUGGAUAGAUGUCAUGUCAAGAAGAUAUGGGAUGAUGAGUUUCUAGCAAGCUCUACUUCUUUCUGUUGCUUAAAAAAAUUGGAGGUAUACAAGUGCAAGUUUUUGAAAUGUGUAGUUUCAUCUUCUACGGCUGCCAGCUUUAAACAGCUCGAGUAUCUUAAGGUGACAAAGUGUGAGGCCAUGGAAUUAAUAGUGAGAAGGGAUGAGAGGAUGGAUAAGAUGUCAUUUCCCAAACUAAGUUUUUUGCGGCUACGGAAUCUUCCAAGACUGAAGACUUUUAUUUCCGAUUCAUUCGAAGAGAAGGCAAACAUCACCAAGCCAUCUCUCUUCAACGAAAAUGUUGCAUUACCCAGCUUGAAGACUGUAUGGGUUGAAGGCGUGGAUGGGUUGAAGAUGAUAUGGCAAUACGGACGACUCUCUAAUAAUGCUGAAUCCUUUUGCCAAUUGGAAGAUGUAAAUGUUGAAAAAUGUAAGAAUCUAAUGGGGAUAUUUUCAUCUGGCAUGCAUACAAGACUGGGGAAUCUAAAAUGGUUGAAAAUAAGUGAAUGUGAAAUGGUGGAAGAGAUCUUUGAAAUGGAAACAUCAAAUUGUGGGAUAGAAGAAGUUGCUGGUAAGCAGGAAGGAUUGGAGACAGUAGUAUCCCCUGAUGAUGAGUUUGUAUUCCCUCAGUUACGGGAAAUGGAGCUCCAAAGUUUGCCCAAUCUAGUGAGUUUCUAUGCAGGAAGACAUACGCUAAGCUUUCCUUUGUUAGAAGAGUUAGAAGUGAUCGAAUGCUUGAAGGUGAAGGCUUUUUCUGGUUCAGAACUUUUGAGCUAUCAAGGCAGGCAUGAGUCACUAUUCUCUACAAUAUUCUCCACCAAAGUUACAUUUGGUAGAGAUUGCAACUGCCAAAUAACACUACGUAAACUGCCAAACUUGAUGCAUUUGAUGGAGGAGGAGGAGGAGGAGAGCUCCCAGCAGCAGCCGCAAACAUUGGCCUUUCCAUACAUGAUAGAUUUAGAAGUGAUGGAAUGUGGAAGGUUGGAGAACCUGGUGCCCUCCUCCAUAUCCUUCCAAAAUUUGAACUCUUUGAUGCUGACAGAUUGCGAUGAAAUGCUACAUUUACUGUCUUCCCAAACAGCCAAAAGCAUGACACAACUUAGUCGGUUGGAAAUAAGAAGAUGCAAAAGAAUGGUAGAGAUAAUUUCUGAUGCGGGAGUUGAUCAUUCGAAAGGUGGUGAAAUUGUCUUUACUUCGUUAGAUCAAUUGGUGCUUGAUGAUUUACCCACUCUCGCGAACUUCUAUUCUGGGAACUACACAAUAAGAUUUCCAAAUUUAGAAUUUUUGAGUGUCAAUAGGUGCUUUGAGAUGCAAAAUUUCUCUAAACAUAGUAUUACAAGCACCCAACAACUGGAAAAAAUAUCUAUUAAUGGUACUUCUUAUGGAGGACCAGAAUUGGAAUCCAAGUUGAAAUCAGAAUCAGAAACAGAAUCGUCUUCUAAUUGGAUGGUUGGUAUUAAUAGCAUCAUAGCAAAACACUGCACGAGCCACCAUCGCCGUACUGCAUUACAAGAGCUCUCCACUGAAAAAGAUAUCACUCCAUUAAAUCCGUCUGAAGAAUAGCCAUCUCCUCAAAUGUAUAUCUAUUGCGAGUGGUCUCUGCAAGUAAUUUGGUGUCUUGUAUAUGGAUGAUCAGGUACACAACCGGGGGUUAUAUUUGUAGCAGUAAUGUAAUAGAGAUCUCCUUGUGCUAAAAGAUUUGAGUAAACAAGAGAACAUUAAUGCUUAAUUUUAAGUAAGACUAAUGCUUCAUAUUUUUAUCUUUGAAUUCA